UUCGUUAUAUAAAUAAUAAAUAAUAACAAUAAAAUACAAUAUACGGCAAGAAAUUUCUUUGAACAUUAAUAUAACAGUGUAAAAAUUAAAAUUUAUUUAUAAAAUUAAAAUAUUUCAUAAUGGCAGAAACUGUUUUAAGUUCUGGUGAAAAAAUAUUCAUACUUCAUGGAAUAGAUGCAGACUUUAGAAAUGAUGGUAGACGACGAUGUGAAUAUCGAUCAAUGGAGAUUGAAACUAAAUUAAUGCCACAAACGCAUGGAUCAGCAAGAUUACACAUAGGAAAUACAGAUAUACUUGUUGGCAUUAAAGUAGAACUUGAUAUACCUCACGCUGAUAAACCAAAUGAAGGAAAAUUAGAAUUUUUUGUUGAUUGUUCUGCUACUGCAACUCCUGCAUUUGAAGGAAAAGGUGGUGAUGAUUUAGCGACUGAAAUAAGCAAUGUUUUAACAGCUGCUUACCAAACACGUAAUGCUUUUGAUUUAAAAACACUAUGUAUUUUACCUCAUAAAAAAUGCUGGAAAAUAUAUGUUGAUGUUUUGAUUCUUCAAUGUGGUGGCAAUCUUUUUGACGCAGUAGGAAUUGCAGUUAAAGCUGCAUUAAAUAGCACAGAAAUACCAAAAAUUACAGCUGCAACUCUUGAUGGUGGAGAACCAGAUAUUGAGUUAUCAGAUGAUUCAUAUGACUGCAUACAAUUGGAUACGAGUAAUUAUCCGAUUAUUAUAACACUGUGUAAAAUUGGCGAUAAUUAUAUUGUAGAUCCAACCUUGGAAGAAGAAGUGUGUAGUACAAGUAGUAUUGUUAUGUCUAUACUACCAAAUGGUAAAAUUUCAUCAGUAGUUAAAUUGGGUUAUGGAAGCAUUCAAUUUAACACAUUUACCAAAAUGUUAUGGGUGAAAUUAUAGGAUUAAAAUUGAAUAAAACUCUCAUGGAUGUACUGAAAGAAGAAACUCAAUUUGGACGACAAAGACGGAUAUUUGGAUUUCUUAAAUAAAUAUCUCUAACAAAUAUAA
This is a messenger RNA of Frieseomelitta varia, 1010 nucleotides long. It is a transcript of the gene Rrp42, whose product is annotated as exosome complex component RRP42. Gene Ontology annotation, cellular component: cytoplasmic exosome (RNase complex); nuclear exosome (RNase complex). The record is from RefSeq and is a predicted model, not a curated record. Bases 120 to 902 code for a protein of 260 amino acids. The transcript is spliced from 6 exons. Gene Ontology annotation, biological process: nuclear polyadenylation-dependent mRNA catabolic process; U4 snRNA 3'-end processing; nuclear mRNA surveillance. Lineage: Eukaryota; Metazoa; Arthropoda; Insecta; Hymenoptera; Apidae.